GUACAGGACGCUAAAUUCACCAGUGGAAGACGGAAUCCAGGCACCGUAGCUAGCCUAAAGGGUGUCCGCGAUACUGGAGUUGUGUUGCCUUCGGGCGCUUCCGCCACAACUUCUGUCACGUGACAACAUCUCCGUUUUCCUUUUUGCCUUCUUGUCAGAAAACGUUUAUCCAGUAACACCGAGUAGUGCCGGUCGAAUAGCAGAGGUCUCGGUGGUUUCCCCAGCGAAGAGCUUGAAGAUGAGUCUCGUUCUGGUCAGCGUUUUCGCUUUGUUUUACGUCACUGCAGCAUUGGACCUCUGUCCACACCAAAAGCAUCUCGAAGGGGUGAUAGACAAGUGCCACGGAAAACUUUCCAAACUUGGAGAAAUAUCAAAACAAUUGGCUGACAUCGCGUCCACGUACGAGAAGCAGUGCGCGGAAGAGCUGGCACCAGGCGCUAGCAGCGCUGAGAUCCAAAGGAUGCGCUGCGUCGACGAGCACUUCGAAAAACAGUUUUACCGCUGCUGGGCUGGCGUGUUGGACGAUGACCGUCUAUUGAGCGACGCCGGUUUUACAAAUGAAGACGUACAUAUUUUUAAAGAAUCCAUCAAAUGCAAAUUUGGAGUGCUUGGAAUUGAGGUUUGAAAGGAAACACUCCACC
This is a messenger RNA of Ixodes scapularis (black-legged tick), 641 nucleotides long. RefSeq lists its product as uncharacterized. The transcript has 6 exons. Bases 239 to 625 code for a protein of 128 amino acids. The record is from RefSeq and is a predicted model, not a curated record. NCBI's taxonomy places the organism in Eukaryota, Metazoa, Arthropoda, Arachnida, Ixodida, Ixodidae.